AGUCACCGAUUGUGUUGUACUAUUUCUCAUUUCUUUAAAGGGGUUUUCUUUCUUCUUACAGUUCCUUCCUCUCACUCACUCUCUCACUCUUCCUUUCUAUUCAAUCAGAUUUAGCUAUUUUCAUUGUUCCUUCCUUCUCUUAUGGCUUCUAAUUCGCAAAAGGAUUUACCCCCCGCUGAUGAUAAGGCUGGUACUGCAGAGAGUAAAAAUUCCAAAGAUGAAACGUCUUCUAAAGAUUCGCAGGCAGGAGAAGGAGCUGCUUCUGGACCUGCAACUGGGUUUCCAGCCAACCCUUUUGAUUUCUCAGCAAUGUCUGGUUUGAUCAAUGAUCCAAGUAUCAAGGAUUUGGCUGAGCAGAUAGCAAAAGAUCCAUCGUUCAAUCAGAUGGCUGAGCAGCUUCAGAAAACUUUUCAAGGAGCUACACCAGAUGGUAUCCCUAACUUUGAUAAUCAGCAAUAUCUUUCAACCAUGCAACAGGUUAUGCAGAAUCCUAAUUUUAUGACCAUGGCUGAGCGCCUGGGUAAUGCAUUGAUGCAGGAUCCAUCUAUGUCUGCCAUGCUUGAAGGUUUUGCUAAUCCAUCAAAUAAAGAUCAGCUUGAAGAGAGAAUGGCACGCAUCAAGGAAGAUCCAUCUUUGAAACAUAUUUUAGAUGAGAUAGAGACUGGUGGUCCUUCUGCUAUGAUGAGAUACUGGAAUGAUGAGGAGGUUUUGCAGAAGUUGGGACAAGCCAUGGGCGUUGCAAAUUCUGGAGAUGCUACUGCUUCUGCUGAAAAAUCUGGACUAGAUGAGACAGAGUUGGGAAAUGAAGAUGAAUCAAUUGUUCAUCGUACUGCUAGUGUUGGUGAUGUGGAGGGCUUGAAAAAUGCACUAGCCUCUGGUGCUGACAAGGAUGAAGAAGAUUUAGAGGGAAGAACCGCUUUGCAUUUUGCCUGUGGAUAUGGAGAGGUGAAGUGUGUGCAAGUUCUCCUCGAGGCUGGAGCAAAAGUCGAUGCUUUGGAUAAGAAUAAGAACACAGCUCUUCAUUAUGCGGCUGGUUAUGGCAGGAAGGAGUGUGUGGCCCUUCUUCUUGAAAAUGGUGCUGCAGUUACCCUCCAGAAUAUGGACGGGAAAACUCCUAUAGAUGUUGCAAAGCUAAACAAUCAAAAUGAUGUCCUGAAGCUGCUUGAGAAAGAUGCUUUCCUCUAGUUUGAAAGGGCAUGUUGGCAUGCGGUCACCAACAAGUAAAAGGGGAGAGACGGGGGUGUAAAAUGAGGCAUGACUUUACUUAUCUUCUGGUUUCUUCCAAGCGUUUAGUGUGUUAAACCAUAUUCCUUUGAAAGUGUGUUGGAUGUCAUUUCCCAGUAAAUUUGUUAUCUAUGUGAUUUAUAAUGCACGGAUUGUUCUACAGCCUGUGCCAUGAUAUAAUUAUUAUAUUUUAUACUCAAAUUAUACAAUAACUACAUUGCUUCA
Gastrolobium bilobum is the source of this 1449-nucleotide messenger RNA. Its product is annotated as ankyrin repeat domain-containing protein 2B-like. Gene Ontology annotation, cellular component: chloroplast outer membrane. Gene Ontology annotation, biological process: protein targeting to chloroplast. The transcript has 9 exons. NCBI's taxonomy places the organism in Eukaryota, Viridiplantae, Streptophyta, Magnoliopsida, Fabales, Fabaceae. Bases 142 to 1185 code for a protein of 347 amino acids. The record is from RefSeq and is a predicted model, not a curated record. Gene Ontology annotation, molecular function: chloroplast targeting sequence receptor activity; protein binding.